This is a messenger RNA of Bursaphelenchus xylophilus (pine wood nematode), 2601 nucleotides long. The record is from the annotation of a GenBank genome assembly. NCBI's taxonomy places the organism in Eukaryota, Metazoa, Nematoda, Chromadorea, Rhabditida, Aphelenchoididae.
AUGGGUUGGCUUGCAGUCUCUGUGGUCUCUGUUUUGCUUGUGUCGUGCACAUCGUAAGUUGCAGUGUCAAUACUUCUAUACAUAUAUGCUCAUUCAAGCUUCUUCUUGCCGGAAACCAACUCACAAGAUGACGGAGAACUGUGGGUCGUCAUUGUGGUCGGUGGGAAAGGCAUCGACAACUACAGUGAACAUGCGAAUGCAUGUCACGCCUACCACAUCCUGAGGGACCGUGGGAUUAAGGACGAGCGGAUUAUAUUGCUCAUGCGCGAUGACGUUGCGAAUAGUAACGAGUAAGUGUUCAUGAUUGCAAUGCAGUCGCACGAGAAAUCCAAUGAAACCUGUCCAUUGCCAGAAACUGGGCCUAGAGCGAGAUGAGUGAAGCCCCUAUUCUACAGAUGCACAAAAAGUUACUUACGUUUGCUGAAAAAUCGUUAGGGGACAUUCGAAUUGUAACUCACCUCUCUUGCUCUAUUUGGAAACAACCGGGACAGACCAUAGCGAAAAACUUCCUUUUUCUGGCCCGGCGCUUCGCAGCUUGCGCCCUGUUUUCACUGCACACUGCCUAACCUGCCUAGAGGUGGCAAUCGGGCCGGGCCGAUUUUUGCGGCCCGGCCCGGCGGUCGAAGCGGCCAGGCCGGCCCGGGGCUUUUUCAAAUCUGCACAGGCCCGAUUGCCAUCUUUAAACCUGCCCAAGCCUGAGGCUCAGCCUAAGCCUGAUAUUCCUUGCAGCCGGAAUUGUUCGGGCGCAAACUGCAAAACCUUCUUUUCGCCGGGGCCAGAAAAAGGAAGUUUGACCGACAAUAGUGUCUUUAUUUCGCACACACAUCAAAAUUUAUGCAAAUUCCUAGGAAAUCCUCACCGAAGGUUUCGUUAUAUGAAGCUAACUGUAGCCUCAAAUCGACUCUAUAGAGCUCUGCAAUUUGUACGAUAAGGACAGGUUUUGUUGCACUGAACUUUGUUGUACAGAGGCUUGACUGUAUUUUUCCUUUCUUAACACAAGAUGUUUUUAGCAAUCCGUUCAAGGGAAAGCUGUUCAAUCAUCCAAGCCUGAGCCAUGACGUCUACAAAGGCUGCACGAUCGACUACAACGGCAGCAAUGUGACACCCGAAACGUUUAAGAAUGUGUUGAUCGGGAACAACACUGGUGAUGGGCCGGUCCUGGAGUCUACGGAGAAGGAUCGGUUGUUCAUCUACUUCACCGACCACGGCGGACCCGAUGUCCUUUUGUUUCCCGACGCGUAUGUGCUGCCCAAAGGGCAGUAUUUUUCUUCUGCAGACUUGGACGAGUCCUUGCGAAUAAUGACAGAGAAAAAGAUGUAUAAGGAGAUUCUCUUCUACAUCGAAGCCUGCGAGUCCGGCAGUGUUACCGAAAACGUAAUCCCUAAAUAUCCCAACGUUCUGGCGAUUACCGCAUCCUCCCCUACUGAAGAUGCGGCGAUGGCGUAUUGCAGUUACUAUUCCGGUAACCACAUCUGCCUUGGUGGUGAGUUUUCGGUGGCAUGGUUGGAGUAUGACGACGCCAACAACACGAAUACUCAUACGCUUCAGGAUCAGUUUGAGGUGAUAAAAGCGGGCACCAAGCACAGUCACGCCAGCAUUUACGGAGAUCGCAAGCUGCUGAACAGAAAGAUCAGCGACUUCCAAGGAGUGCAAAAGCAGAUUCGCCCUCAAAUUGUGAGUGUAGAAUUAUGCUCGGUUUGUUUCAGUCCGUCGGAAAAAUAGUACUUUUUUCACACCUGUUAAUUGCCCCGCGCUUUGCCACGCCAUGUCGAAGAUUUGGCGCGUGGCUGAGAGACAUUUGCUGUGACAAAUCCAUAUUAUUUUCCCGACGAACUGUUACAGUGGAGCAUUUGUGCAACAAGAUCCCGAAACCUCUGUAUAAGGAGCGAUUUCAGAGGUCCAAGGAGAAAUUUUUGGGCCAAGGUUAUUCCGUAUAAAAAACCCUUCUAUAACAAACCUUUUUUUGUUACCUUGCGAUUCGCUGCGCAGAGGUUCUACUGUACGGACCUGAUCCAGUGGCAAAAACGUAGCAUUUCGCAUCCGGGAAGUACCAAAAAUGUAGCAAAAUGCCUCCCUCUCCAACUAAAAAACUCCGUUUUAAAGCGCUUCCUCACGAAAAGAGCAGGCGCGCCUUUGAAAUCGGGGCUUUUGGCUUGAAGAUGAAGGUAUUUUGCUGCGUUGGCAAUACUUGCCGGAGGCAAAAUGGUACGUUUUUUGUCACUGUGUGCAGUCCCCACUGUAUCUACCAUGCUUUUUUGCGCUAUUACUGCAACAAAAUGUAUCUCCGUAUAACAAAACUCUUCUAUAACAAACAUAUAAUUUUUUUUGCUCCCUUGCGAUUUGCUGCGCAGAGGUUCCACUGUAUCUACCAUACUCUUUUGUGCUACUAGUAUAUAUUACUAGCUGUAAACAUCAGCAUUUCAGACGACAAAAAACUACGAAUACGAGUCAAUCCCAAUAAGACAGGUGCCAAUAUGGCGCAGAGAGAAACAACUUCAGAGAGCUGUUGCCAAUAGAAAUGAAGAAGAGAUUGCUCGUCUGCAGAUGGAGUUGUUGGAAUUGAAGGAGUCGCUCAAAAAGCCCGGUCAUUCAACGGAUUGA